AUGCAAGAGGAGCUAGACCAGUGGACGCUGCCGCGCGGGUACAGCAUGCGCAUCGCGGGGGCCAAGGUGACGGGCAAGCGCAAGGUGCGGUGGGUGUGUUUCCGGGGCGGCGAGGCGCGGAUCCACCACCGGCAGCCCGUGGACGAGUCGGUGGUGCUGCAGGCGCGAGCCCAGGGGCGGCGCAAGCCGACGACGGACCGCGCGAGCAAAAAGUGCGGCUGUCCAUUCCGGUUUGAGGUCGUCGAGACGGCUCGGGACAGCGACGUGUGGGUGCUGCACUACCCUAACGAGGAGCACAAGGUGCACAAUCACGGUCCCUCAGACACGACGAGUGACCCUCGCGCGAGGAAGUUGCCGGGGUAUAUGCUGGUUGAGGUGGAUGGAUGGUUGAUGGAGGGGUGGUUGGUGAGUAAGAUCCAGCAAGAGCUUCGCGCGAGGGGAUUUACGAAUGUGUUGAAUACGGAUCUGUAUAACCGAAAGAGACUGCUCAAGAAGGAUGGUGGGCAGGCGGGCAUGGCUGAGUGA
Molecule: messenger RNA, 525 nt
Organism: Parathielavia appendiculata
Lineage: Eukaryota; Fungi; Ascomycota; Sordariomycetes; Sordariales; Chaetomiaceae
Exons: 1
Coding region: 1-525 (174 amino acids)
Source: RefSeq, a predicted model, not a curated record